AUGGGUGCAGCUGUUGCAACAUAUGUGGCAUUUGCAAAUAAUCUUGCAAAUACAAGUGCUAAAUAUCUGUCAAUUGGUAUUCUCCCAUGUGACAUGCUGUGGCCGUGGGUGGCAACACAACUUAAUGAAUCAGUCUCACAAAACAACGUUUAUCGAUCAUGGGUGGAUGACAACUUACCCAGUGGCAUUUCAACUACUCAGAGUUUUGUCAAUAAAUUUUUCAAUAAGGAUGAUAAGGAAAAUUGCCAGUUAAUUUUCAACGAAGGGAUUAUCAACGAGCUUAACUUCUUUUGCUCUGCUUGUGGCGAAGAUCCUGUGGAUUAUUCCUUCGGGAAACGACAACAAAACUUUAAUCUUUGA
Messenger RNA from Paramuricea clavata, 360 nucleotides. NCBI's taxonomy places the organism in Eukaryota, Metazoa, Cnidaria, Anthozoa, Malacalcyonacea, Plexauridae. The record is from the annotation of a GenBank genome assembly.